Messenger RNA from Rhodotorula graminis WP1, 2125 nucleotides. RefSeq lists its product as uncharacterized. The transcript is spliced from 7 exons. Gene Ontology annotation, biological process: fatty acid beta-oxidation using acyl-CoA oxidase; lipid homeostasis. The record is from RefSeq and is a predicted model, not a curated record. Gene Ontology annotation, molecular function: FAD binding; acyl-CoA oxidase activity; fatty acid binding. Gene Ontology annotation, cellular component: peroxisome. NCBI's taxonomy places the organism in Eukaryota, Fungi, Basidiomycota, Microbotryomycetes, Sporidiobolales, Sporidiobolaceae. The coding region runs from base 1 to 2076 and encodes 691 amino acids.
AUGCCGCCCCAGACCACCCUCGACAUCCAGGCCGCGCGCGCCCGCACCUCGUUCGACCCCGACUCGCUCCACCGCGUCCUCCUCAGCGGCCACAAAGACCCCGACACGCGCAAGCGCGUCGCUCAGCUCCUCGCCGACGACCCAAAGUUCGACAAGCGCGCGCGCCCGUACCUGUCGCGCCCCGAGCAGAUCGAGCGCGGCCUGAGCACCACAAAGGCCCUGUUCGACCUCGUCGACCGCCACGACCUCGACCACAACGAGUACCUCGAGGCCCUCGUGUCGGCCAUGGACGAGCCCGUCGGCCUCAACCUGCACGAGAUCGCCUUUACGCCCGUCAUCGCGAGCCAGGGCUCGGACGACCAGCAGGCACAGUGGCUCCCGAGGUGCUACAACCACGAGAUCCUCGGCGCCUACCUCCAGACCGAGCUCGGCCACGGUUCCAACGUCCAACAACUCGAGACGACGGCCACGUACGACUCGAAGACGGACGAGUUUGUCCUGCACUCGCCGACCAUCAGCGCGACCAAAUGGUGGAUCGGCGCGCUCGGCGUCCUCGCGACCCACGGCGUCGUCCAGGCGCGUCUCUUCCUCAAGGGCAAGGACUACGGCCCGCAUCUCUUCAUCCUCCAGCUGCGCUCGCUCGACGACCACUCGCUCAUGCCGGGCAUCGAGGCGGGCGAGAUCGGGCCCAAGGUUCACGGCGCCAUGGGCAGCGUCGACAACGGCUGGGCACGGUUCAACUCGGUCCGGAUCCCGCGCGCCCACAUGCUGUCGCGGUUCGCGUCGGUCGAUCCAAAGGACGGCGGGACGUACAAGACGCCGCCGCACGCCAAGUUGAGCUACGGCGGCAUGAUCUUUAUCCGGGCCCAGAUGAUCUCGAACCUGAGCUGGCGCGAGGCCAAGGCGGCCACCAUCUCGCUCCGGUACCUGCACAUGCGGCGCCAGUUUGCCGACCCCGAGGUCAAGACGGGCGAGCGCGUCGAGCGCCAGGUCAUCUCGUACCCGGGCGUCUACAUGCGCGUCGUCCCCGAGCUCGCCAACUGCAUCGUCUUCAUGCUCGCCGGCAAGGACAUGGCCAACCUGUACCACUCGAUGGCCGAGCGCCUCGCGACGGGCGAUACGUCGCUCCUCGCGUCGACGCACGCCGUCUCGUCGGGCCUCAAGGUGUACGUCUCGACGCGCACGGUCGCCGGCAUCGAGGUGUUCCGCCGCUCGAUGGGCGGCCACGGCAUGAUGGCGGCGUCGGGCGUCGGCCGCGUGUUUGCGACCGAGCUCCCCGCCCAGACGUACGAGGGCGAGAACGGCGUCCUGAGCCUGCAGGUUGCGCGUGCGGCGCUCAAGAGCCUCGCGAUCGCGGCUCGGGGCGGCGACAGGGCAAAGGCGCUCGUCGCCGAGUCGCCGUUCGACGCCUACCUCGGCGCGCUGUCGCCCCGGCCCGCGUCGCUGCCCGUCGCGGCCCCGUCGACCGGCGCCGACGCCCAGUGGACCGACCGCGCGUUCCUGACGCGCCUGCUCGCGCUGCGCGCCGCGCUGUCGGUCGCGCGCCUCGCCGAGCGCAUGCAGCGCGACGGCGCAAAGUUUGGCGACCUGAGCUGGGAGUGCAACGCCGCGAGCGACGCCGUCGUCGAGGCCUUCUUGGCAAAGCGCACGGGCGAGAUGCUCGAACAGCUCGAGGGCGCCGGCGACAGGGAGCGCGACGUCAUGCAGCGGGUCGUCAACCUCUUCCUCCUCUCGACGCUCGUCAACGCGCUCGCGCCCCUCCUCGAGCUGUCGAUCCUCGUCCCCUCGUCGGCCGCGCCGCUCCGCGCCGCCCAGGCCCACGCCGCCAAGGCGCUCCUGCCCGACCUCGUCGGCUUGACCGACAGCUUUGGGUUCUCGGACUGGGAGCUCGACACGUCGGUGGGCAACGCCGACGGUUCCGUGUACGAGCGCAUGCUGGCCAAAGCGCGCGCCGACACCGAGCUCAACCUCGGCACAAAGGCCGACCAGGAGCGCCUGUACCGCGACUACAUCAAGCCCGUCCUCGAGCGCGGAAAGCGCAGGGCCGCAGGCGGCAGGACUGACGAGAAGCUGUGAGUGGGAGCGCUGGAGGGGCGAGACUGCAAGGGAUCUGUGCGUCGUGCGU